This is a messenger RNA of Tachysurus fulvidraco (yellow catfish), 6101 nucleotides long. RefSeq lists its product as uncharacterized. The transcript is spliced from 17 exons. Lineage: Eukaryota; Metazoa; Chordata; Actinopteri; Siluriformes; Bagridae. Bases 427 to 5994 code for a protein of 1855 amino acids. The record is from RefSeq and is a predicted model, not a curated record. Gene Ontology annotation, molecular function: methyltransferase activity; 2-oxoglutarate-dependent dioxygenase activity; zinc ion binding.
AGGCAUAAAGUUGAUCAGAACUGAAAAACUGGUGUCCCACAAGGCUCAGUACUCCUCUUCUUUUCUUCCUGUUAAAUCUUUUGGCAAAGUCAUAUCCUCUCAUAUUCUCUUACCACUGCUAUGCCGAUGUCACUCAAUUUAUCCCCUUCGUUCAGACACUAUGGCUUCAACAUAGAUCUCUGCAUGUCUGGUGUACAUAUCAUCAUAAUAACAGCUCAUAACCUGAAACUCCAGCAAAUACCAGCAAACUUGAACUACUGGAAAUCCCAGAUAUUUCAUGCCUUAGUCAGGAUCUCUGAUCUCUCUCUCUCUCUCUCUCUCUCACACACACACACACACACACACACACACACACACACACACACACACACACAAACAGUUUCAGAGAAAACGAAAGAUCUCUCUCUCUUUCACUGAGUUAAAAAAAUGGCUGAGGCGAGUAUUUCAGAAGAUCAGCUUUCAGUGGAUGAGUUCAUCUGUCCAGUGUGUCUGGAUCUCCUGAAGGAUCCGGUGACUCUCUCCUGUGGCCACAGUUUCUGUAAGCUGUGUAUAAAUGGCUGCUGGGAUCAAGAGGAUCAGAAGGACGUCUACAGCUGUCCUCAGUGCAGAGACACUUUCACACCAAGGCCUGUUCUACGCAGAAACAACAUGCUGGCUGAAGUGGUGGAGAAACUGAAGAAGACUGAAGUCCAAGCUGCUUCUCCUGAUCACUGUUAUGCUGGACCUGGAGAUGUGGAGUGUGAUUUCUGCACCGGGAGAAAAUACAAAGCCAUCAAGUCCUGUCUGGUGUGUGUGGCUUCAUUUUGUGAAACUCAUUUAAAACAUCAUCUUGAAAGUCCUGUUUUGAAAAAACACACAUUAAUUGAUGCCUCUGGAAAUCUACAAGAGAAGAUCUGCUCUGAACACGAUGAAGUUCUGAAGAUCUUCUGUCGUACUGAUCAGAGAUGUAUUUGCCCUUUUUGCCUGUUGGAUAAACAUAAAGGACACGACGUUGUAUCAGUUACAGCAGGAAGAGCUGAGAAACAGAGUGAGUUAAAGGAGGAGCAGAUGAAGUUCCAGCAGAGACUCCAGGAGAAGCAGAAGAAGGUGCAGGAGCUGAAACAGGCUGUGAACACUAUAAAGCUCAGUGCACAGACAGCAGUGGAGGACAAUGAGAGGAUCUUUACUAAGAUGAUCAGAUCCAUGAAGAAAAAGCGCUCGGAGGUGACGGAGAUGAUCAGAGCUCAGGAGAAGGCUGAACUGAGUCGAACUGAACGACUCCUGGAGCAACUGGAGCAGGAGAUUGAUGAUCUUCAGAGGAGAGUCGAUGAGAUGGAGAAGCUUUCACACACACACGAUCACAUCCAUUUCCUCCAGGCUUUAGCUUCUGGAUGUCAGUCUCCUCUAUUAGAUAGACUACAUUUUGAUAUGUCCAGAAUCAGGGUCUCUCAACAUCUGUCAUUUGAUGGAGUGAAGAAUUCUCUCUCAGACCUGAAGAAGAGACUGGAGGAAUUCUGUGAGGAGGAAUUCAACAAAAUCCCUCCACAUGCUGCAGCAGUUCAGAUCAUUUCACCACCAGAUCCACAGAACAGAAAAGAGUUUCUGAAAUAUUUCUGUUCUCUGACUCUGGAUCCCAACACGGCACAUCGUAACCUCAUUCUGUCUGAGAAGAACAGAGCAGUGACUGUCAGUGAGAUACAGCAGCAGUACUCUGAUCAUCCAGAGAGAUUUGACUCCUUUUGUCAGGUGUUGUGUAAGGAGAGUGUGUGUGGACGCUGUUACUGGGAGGUGGAGUGGAGCGGUCUUGGUGUGUCCAUAUCAGUCUCAUAUAAAGACAUCAGGAGGAAAGGAUGGUCUGAGUGUGGGUUUGGAUUCAACAAACAAUCCUGGAGUCUGGAAUGUUCUUCUUCUUUUCUCACUUUCUAUUGCAACCGCAUUAAGACUGAUCUCGAAGUUCCAUCAUCCCCCAGAAUAGGAGUGUAUGUGGACCACAGUGCAGGAAUUCUGUCCUUCUACAGUGUCUCUGACACCAUGAAGCUCCUCCACAGAGUCUACACCACAUUCACUCAGCCUCUAUACGCUGGGUUUGCGCUCCACUGGUGUAGUAGUUCAUUUUCAUCUUUGAGAUUGUGUGAUGUAAAAUGCAUAAAUGUCAUGCACUGCUUACAUACAAUCGACAGGAAAUUACUGGACAUCGCCAACUCACGACACAUUGACUUCACUAGUUUUAUUCCACUGGAGCUACAACACAUUGUUCGCUCCCAGAGUCACCACCGAAACCACCACCAAAACCAUCCCCGGGGUCACGAUGCACCGGGCUCGAGUGAGUUAGCUGACACCAGGAGAGCACUACGGAGACGGCGACACAAGCGAGCUAACUCCAUGGCAGCACUCAGCAAACUCCAUGACUUCAUCAGCGCAUUAGAAACGGCUCAUCCUGACGCUGUUUUUAUUGUUGCUGGUGACUUCAACCAGUGUAGUUUAUGGACUGUAUUCCCCAAAUACCACCAGCAUGUGGACAUUCCCACCCGUGAUAAGAACACCCUGGACCAUGUUUACAGCAACAUACGUGGUGCAUACAGGGCUGCACCACGCCCCCACUUCGGACACUCAGAUCACAUCUCUUUGUUCCUGUACCCUGCUUACAGACAAAGACUGAAACAAGCACACCCUGUCACUAAACAGGUUAAACUCUGGAACCCAGAGACUGAGAGCACCCUGAAGGACGGUUUUGCUUUGACAGACUGGGAUGUGUUUAAAGCUGCAGCCACUCUGGAGGACUCUUCCGUCAGCGUACAGGACUAUGCUGAGUAUGUGACUGGGUACAUCAGCACUUGUGUCGAUAACAUUGUGCCCACCAUACAAAUUAGGAAGUUUCCAAACCAGAAGCCCUGGGUAAACACUCAGGUACGUCACAUGCUGCGUGCUCGCUCUCUUGCAUUUAGAUCAGGCAACGUGACUGAGUACAAAGCUGCGAAGUAUGGACUGAGAAAAGCCAUCACAGUGGCCAAGAGGCAGGCAGAUGUGGCAAGGUCUGCAGCAAAUCACGGACUACAGGACCACCACAAGCAAUAUCACCUCAACAGCCUGCCAGAUGACCUCACCACAUUCUACACCCGCUUUGAGGCCCCCAGCUACACUGCAGAGAGGGGGCUCACACACACCUGGACCACCCAGCUUCCCUCCCCUCCACUAGCCAUCUCAACAACCCAGGUACACAAAACUCUGAGGAAGAUCAACCCCCGCAAAGCAGUAGGACCAGACAACAUUCCUGGGCGGGCCCUCAGAGCAUGUGCCAACGAGCUGACUGAUGUUCUCACCUCCAUCUUCAACCUCUCCCUCAGUCAGUGCACCGUUCCUUCGUGCUUUAAGUCCACAACCAUCAUCCCCCUGCCUAAGAAGAGCACACCCACCUCCCUGAAUGACUACAGGCCAGUGGCACUCACUCUAAUCAUCAUGAAGUGUUUCGAGAGAGUGGUGCUGGCCCACAUUCAGAGCAGCAUACCAGACACUAUUGACCCUCUGCAGUAUGCCUACCGGCCCAACAGCUCCGCCUUCAACACGGUUAUCCCCCACAAACUGUCCACACUUGGUCUGCACCCCACCCUCUGUGACUGGCUCCUAGACUUCCUGACUGGCAGGCCUCAGUCCGUCAGGAUUGGUAAUAGGACUUCACCCAGUAUCAUCACAAACAUUGGAACUCCACAGGGUUGGGUACUCAGCCCCAUCCUCUACACCCUGUUCACUUAUGACUGUGUCGCCUCCCACAAGGAUAACAUCAUCCUGAAGUUUGCGGACGACACUGCAGUGAUAGGACACAUCACUGGCGGUGACGAGGCAGCCUACAGGAGGGAGGUGGCCAGUCUGGUGUCAUGUGAGGACCUCACUUGGACACCUCACGUCACGCAGCUGGUCAUGAAGGCCCAACAGCGGCUGUAUUUUCUGAGGAGGCUGAAGAAGUUUGGCAUGUCGCCUAAGAUCCUCAGAAACUUCUGCAGCUGCGUCAGAGAGUGUCCUGACCAACUGCAUCACUGUGUGGUACGGCAGCACUACUGUCAUGGACCGCAAACGUCUGCAGCGAGUGGUGAGAAGAUCAUCAGGACUCCACUGCCCUCUCUGCAGAGCAUCUACCACCACGGAGUCCACAGGAGAGCUGCUUCCAUCCUCAAAGACCCCUCCCACCCCCAGCACGGAUUGUUCACAGGUACAGAAACACACACACACACACACACACAUACACACACACACACACACAAACAGUACAUUUCAGAGAAAACGAAAAAGAUCUCUUUCUCUUUCACUAAGUUCAGGAAAAUGGCUGAGGCGUGUAUUUCAGUAGAUCAGCUUUCAGUGGAUCAGUUCAUCUGUUCAGUGUGUCUGGAUCUCCUGAAGCACCCGGUGACUCUCUCCUGUGGUUACAGUUUCUGUAGGUUGUGUAUUAAUGAUCACUGGGAUCAGGAGGAUCAGAAGGGCGUCUACAGCUGUCCUCAGUGCAGAGACACUUUCACACCAAGGCCUGUUCUACGCAGAAACAACAUUCUGGCAGAAGUGGUGGAGAAACUGAAGAAGAAGACUGAAGUCCAAGCUGCUUCUCCUGCUCACUGUUACGCUGGACCUGGAGAUGUGGAGUGUAAUUUCUGCACAGGGAGAAAACACAAAGCAAUCAAGUCCUGUCUGAUGUGUGUGGCUUCAUUUUGUGAAACUCAUCUCAAACAUCAUCUUGAACGUCCUGCUUUGAAAAAACACACAUUAAUUGAUGCCUCUGGAAAUCUACAAGAGAAGAUCUGCUCUGAACAUGAUGAAGUUCUGAAGAUCUUCUGUCGUACUGAUCAGAGAUGUAUUUGCUCUUUGUGCCUGUUGGAUAAACAUAAAGGCCACGACGCUGUACCAGUUGCAGCAGGAAGAACUGAGAAACAGAGUGAGUUAAAGGAGGAGCAGCUAAAAUCCCAACAGAAACUCCAGGAGAAGCAGAAGAAGGUGCAGGAGCUGAAAAAGGCUGUGAACACUAUAAAGCUCAGUGCAAAGAUAGCAGUGGGGGACAGUGACAGGAUCUUUACUGAGCUGAUCAGCUCCAUGGAGAAAAAGCGCUCGGAGGUGACGGAGAUGAUCAGAGCUCAGGAGAAGGCUGAACUGAGUCGAACUGAACAACUCCUGGAGGAACUGGAGCAGGAGAUUGGUGAUCUUCAGAGGAGAGUCACUGAGCUGGAGAAGCUUUCACACACACAUGAUCACAUCCAUUUCCUCCAGGCUUUAGCUUCUGGACCUCAGUUUCCUCUAUUAGAUAGACCAGAGUUUGACACGUCCAGCAUCAGGGUCUCUCAACAUCUGUCAUUUGAUGGAGUGAGGAAUUCUCUCUCAGAUCUGAAGAAGAGACUGGAGGAAUUCUGUGAGGAGGAAUUCAACAAAAUCCCUCCACAUGCUGCAGCAGUUCAGAUCAUUUCAUCACCAGAUCCACAGAACAGAGAAGAUUUUCUGAAAUAUUUCUGUUCUCUGACUCUGGAUCCCAACACGACACAUCGUAACAUCAUUCUGUCUGAGAAGAACAGAGUGGUGACUGUCAGUAAGAGAGAGCAGCAGUACUCUGAUCAUCCAGAGAGAUUUAACUCCUGGCCUCAGGUGUUGUGUAAGCAGAGUGUGUGUGGACGCUGUUACUGGGAGGUGGAGUGGAGCGGUGUUGUGUACAUAUCAGUCUCAUAUAAAGACAUUGGGAGGAAAGGAGGUGGUGAUGAGUCUGUGUUUGGAUGCAACAAACAGUCCUGGAUUCUCCGAUGUUCUUCUUCUUCAUCUCUCUCUUUCUCUCACAACAAAAUUAUGACUAAUCUCAGAGUUCCAUCAUCCUCCAGAAUAGGAGUGUAUGUGGAUCACAGUGCACGAACUCUGUCCUUCUACAGUGUCUCUGACACCAUGAAGCUCCUCCACAGAGUCCACACCACAUUCACUCAGCCUCUAUACGCCGGGUUUGGGCUCUACUGGUGUUCUGGGCCUUCAUCUGUGAGAUUGUGUGAUCUAAAAUAAUGUGUGUAGUUUUGUGUAACAUUCUUCCACAUUGUUACUACUGUACAUCAUCUGUUUAACACACAAUCCAGCUGCACAAAAAACAUUUUCAAUGUAAAUUAAAACAG